CACCUCACUAUGAUUGCAAUGACAAAGAGAGUGCAGCUGGGGCCCCUCCCCUUCCUGCCCCUCCUCCUAUCACACGAGGAGGACUGAUCUGUGUCGGUGACAGUAGUGCGGGGCAGAGGCGGCACAGCUGGAUGAUCGGAUCCCCCCGUACAGUACAAUGGCCGAGCAGCUGGACGCCGACCACCAUCGCCUGGACAUGGACGAUACCGAGCUGGCCCUGGUGGGCAUCAACAUGCUGCUCAACAACGGCUUCAGGGAGUCGGAUCAGCUGUUCAGGAAAUACAGGAAUCACAGCCCAUUGAUGAGCUUUGGCGCUAGUUUUGUAAGCUUUCUGAAUGCAAUGAUGACUUUUGAAGAGGAAAAAAUGCAAGUGGCGUGUGAUGACUUGAGAAUGACAGAGAAAUUGUGUGAAAGUGAUGAAGGUGUGAUCGAAACUAUCAAAAACAAGAUCAAGAAAAAUGUUGAUGUUAGGAAGUCUGCCCAGUCUAUGAUUGACCGCUUGCAGAGACAGAUCAUUGUUGCAGACUGCCAAGUUUACUUAGCCGUGCUUUCCUUUGUUAAGCAGGAGCUGUCAGCGUACAUUAAAGGUGGUUGGAUCCUGCGCAAAGCAUGGAAAAUUUACAACAAAUGCUAUAUGGACAUUAACUCCCUUCAGGAAAUGUGUCAGAAGAAGCUGUCUCAGGAAUCCUCGCCCUCUGACGCCGCUAAUGAUAAUCACAUUGCUACUGAGGGGGUCACGGAGGAGUCUCUGAACAGACUGAAAGGUGCUGUGAGCUUUGGCUAUGGACUUUUUCACCUUUGCAUAUCCAUGGUGCCCCCAAACCUGCUCAAAAUCAUCAACUUGCUGGGUUUUCCAGGAGAUCGUCUGCAGGGGCUGUCUUCACUGAUUUAUGCAAGUGAAAGUAAGGACAUGAAGGCCCCUUUAGCUACACUAGCCUUGCUGUGGUACCACACUGUGGUUCGUCCAUUCUUUGCACUGGAUGGAAGUGACAAUCAAGCAGGACUAAAAGACGCAAAGGAGAUUCUACACAAGAAGGAAUCUGCGUACCCCAACUCCUCAUUGUUCAUGUUCUUCAAGGGAAGAAUACAGAGACUAGAGUGUCAAAUAAACAGUGCCUUGUCCUCCUUUCAUACUGCCCUGGAGCUUGCAACAGAUCAAAGAGAGAUACAACACGUGUGUCUGUAUGAAAUUGGCUGGUGCAGCAUGAUAGAAAUGAAUUUUAAGGAUGCCUUCCGAUCUUUUGAAAGACUCAAAAAUGAAUCUAGGUGGUCCCAGUGUUACUACGCCUAUCUCACGGCAGUGUGCCAGGGUGCCACAGGGGAUGUGGACGGAGCACAGGAGGUGUUCAGAGAAGUUCAGAAGCUUUUCAAGAGAAAAAACAACCAGAUUGAACAGUUUUCAGUAAAAAAGGGUGACAGAUUUAGAAAACAAACUCCCACCAAGCAGCUGUGUAUCUUGGCUGCCAUUGAGGUGCUGUACCUUUGGAAAGCUCUGCCCAACUGUUCUCUGUCUAAUCUCCAGCACAUGAGUCAAGCUUGCCAUGAGGUGCUGGAUCCCUCUGCUGUUGGAUUAAGGAAUUUGCUCCUUGGUGCCAUCCAUAAAUGUCUGGGAAAUGCUGAAGAUGCCAUUCAGUUCUUCCAGCGUGCUGUGAAAGAUGAACUGGGGCGACAGCAGAACCUCUACAUACAGCCGUAUGCCUGCUAUGAACUGGGCUGCAUUUUGUUGGAGAAUCCAGAGACUGUUGCAAAAGGGAAAACUCUGCUUUUUCAAGCUAAGGAGGACUUCACAGGUUACGACUUUGAGAACAGACUGCAUGUACGGAUUCACGCAGCCUUAGCUUCUCUCAGGGAGGUGGUCCCUCAGUGACAGCAAGGAGGACAAGACUCUUCUAUCCCACACAACUUUCUGCACUUACAACACACAGAAGAGUAUCACAAUGGCUGACUGUGGAUGAUACGGGUGACCGAGUAUGUUCUCUGAACGCCAACUGUGCCGAUAUUUAGACACAAUUCACAGUUGCAGUAAAGCUGAACUGACACAGAACUAUGGCAUUUUUAACUAAUCUGCAAGUCAAAACUCCACCCUGACACCAGUACAGGAGAAUACUUUGCUACAAUGGUGAAUUUUCCCUCAGAAUUGUUGUUGUGACUUGUACAAAGUCUGUCUAUCCUGUGUGUUAGGCACAAGCCGUAGUUCCACUUACUGCAGCUAAAUAGUUGGCCUUGUGUUAUCUUUUCUUUCUGUUGGGGUUGUACAGAUCAUGCAGUCAUUAAGGAGGUGGCUGCAUUUACAUUGUGAACUAUACAUGUCAGUAAGUUAAACUGCUGUGCAGAAAGACCUAUUUCUUAAAGGAACAAAUUAGUCUGGUGCUGAUCUUCUCUCUACCUUCCUAUUUAAAAUCAAUGGGGCUUAGUCGCUAUAUACCCUUCGCUAAAGCAGACCUGUCAUUAAAGUUAACCAGCCAGUACUACAGUAGCUAGUCUACUCAUCCAUGGUCAGAUUGCGAUCCAGGCUUUGGCCGAAUUUGGGGUAGGCUGUGACGUGUUGAGGUUUGUGGAGGUGUGUUGGCACUACACUAGACCUCCUCCUCAGCUGCUUUCUCAGCACCUUACAUGUCUACAGUCCAGAUGCUGUAUGACCUACACAUACAUGAUGGGGGUUGUAGAUCUAGCAUGGACACCUUCCCAUAGAAAAUGUACAUCAAAAAUAGUAUUGUCUGAGGUACUUUUUGGACACCAUCACACAUAGUGGUAAAUCGCAGCUUUCUUGUGCUUUUUUGUUUAAAGAUUUGUUAGAAGGCUGGGUUAUCGCAUUCCUUACUCGAAGACUCUGAUUACAAAUGAUAAUAUGCGCCUGUAAAUAGGAGCAUUUAUUUUUGCGUAAGUGUGCUUUUCGGCUUUGUUUAACGUUUUUACAACUCCAUUCAAAGCUUUGUUUGGAUAGAGUGGGACUGGGGGAAGGGGGGAGUUAGAACAUCUGUAAGUAUUUGCCUUCUUCCUUUUUUUUUUUUAGGGGAAUUAGGCCAUAAAUGGUGAGAUUUUUCAUCACUUCCUGGCCUUUCUAUUGAAAUUGUGUCAGAACAGGAAGUGAGGUGAACAGGAAGUGAGGUGAACAUCUCAUCAGCAGGACACAAGCAGCAAGACAAACUCUUUUUCUAGUACAGUAAAGAAGGUUUAAAGUGCUGUCAGGAUUAUAUGAUUGCAUGAAUCUACAUGAUGGAGAUCUCUCCUCAUUUCCUGUCCAGGUAUCACAUAGAACAGGAAGCAACGAGAAAUCUCCCCUAGGGAUUUAAACUCUCUUCAGUAGGGGCACGGAUAGCAAUUAAACCCCGAUGCACUCUAAUGCCGCGUACACACGAUCAGAAAUUCAGACAAGAAAACCGUGGAUUUUUUUUCCGACGGAAUGCUGGCUCAAACGUGUGUUGCAUAAAUACGGUCACACAAAAUUCCGACCGUCAAGAACACGGUGACGUACAACACUAAAACGAGC
This is a messenger RNA of Rana temporaria (common frog), 3490 nucleotides long. RefSeq names its product tetratricopeptide repeat domain 39C (gene TTC39C). Gene Ontology annotation, molecular function: protein binding. Lineage: Eukaryota; Metazoa; Chordata; Amphibia; Anura; Ranidae. The transcript has 14 exons. The coding region runs from base 158 to 1867 and encodes 569 amino acids. The record is from RefSeq and is a predicted model, not a curated record. Gene Ontology annotation, biological process: otolith morphogenesis; cilium assembly.